UUUGGCUCCGCUAACUACUCUCCAGUUCCUCACUGGAUCAGUGUGUUUGUUCUUCAUAUCCUGGGCCGACUGGUACGGCUUCCUCCAAAGCCCAGAGAUGUAAAAGACAACACAGUCAUCCAAAAUCCUGCAGCACAAGGUAGUAUAUCAGACCUGGGAUGUGAUUUUACACAGGCAAAAUUAUUCAUGCAGUCAUGUGCAUUUCAACUAGCUUCAGACAUUUUUGGACAUGUUGAUAUAAACAGUCGAAGUUGCCAUCACCCUCCUCCUGUGUCUCCUCUGCAACAGAAAUGAAAGUCUCUUCUCUGGUGGAAGAGGACAGCGGCGCUCCAGUGCAGAAAAGAUCACUGAAUGAGGACAAGGCCCUGGAGGAGCUGAGGAGCCUGGGUAAGGAGCUUCAGGCUCUCUGCCUUCAGUUGGAGCAGCAGCAGAGUGGAAACCAGGGCUCGGAGGAGUGGAUCCAGGUGGGUUUGAUCAUAGACCGCCUGCUGUUCGCCCUCUACAUCCUCUUCAUAUUAGUCAGCUUCAUUACCAUCAUCAUUAUCUGGAGACAGUCACACAACAUAGCCUGAUUAUCCUUUUUAGUCAGUAAGUUUGUUUGUUUUUCAUAUUUUGGAGGCAUUUGUGAAUUAUUAUUUGUACGAGUGAUCUGCCAGUUCAUAUCAUCAUCAUCUUCCUCUCCCCCCUGAAACCUAUCAUAUUAAUGUUGUCUGGCAUUCCUGUUUGUACAUUUUCAGGUUCUAUAUCUUCUCUUUUUCUGAUGUUGUUUGCCACACUUUUAUUGAUCUAGGAAUGGUGACAUUCACAGUGGGCGAUGUACAUAUUCAUGAAACUUAUAAACACAAGUUCCUCCUUUGCAUGUAUUAUUUAUAUAAAUAUGUAAAACAGUAAAAGUGU
Molecule: messenger RNA, 897 nt
Organism: Seriola aureovittata
Lineage: Eukaryota; Metazoa; Chordata; Actinopteri; Carangiformes; Carangidae
Product: 5-hydroxytryptamine receptor 3A
Exons: 1
Coding region: 291-572 (93 amino acids)
Biological process (GO): monoatomic ion transport
Cellular component (GO): membrane
Source: RefSeq, a predicted model, not a curated record